Messenger RNA from Brugia malayi, 1032 nucleotides. It is a transcript of the gene Bm748, whose product is annotated as cathepsin L-like cysteine proteinase, identical. Gene Ontology annotation, cellular component: lysosome. The record is from RefSeq and is a predicted model, not a curated record. Gene Ontology annotation, molecular function: cysteine-type endopeptidase activity. The transcript has 8 exons. Lineage: Eukaryota; Metazoa; Nematoda; Chromadorea; Rhabditida; Onchocercidae. The coding region runs from base 1 to 1032 and encodes 343 amino acids.
AUGAGACAUUAUCUUCUAUCACCGCUAAAAGCUUUUCUAUUCCUUUCAUUUUUACAAAUUUCCAUCUUAAGCUGUAGCAGUCUAAUUUAUCAGCAAUUCAAAGCAUUAAGUCACUCAAAGUUACGUGCAUUGUAUUCGAAACAUUAUGAUGAUUAUGUGAAAUUUGUAACAGAAUACAAACAAGGAGUUAAGGAUAAUCGACCGGAACCACAUCGCUUGUUGGCUUAUGCUAAAAAUGUGGAAGAAAUUCAAAAGCAUAAUGAGUUGUAUAAACAAGGCAAAUCAUCGUUUAUGCUUGGCUUAACUGUAAUGAGUGAUAUGGCAGAGGAAGAUAUGCAGGACGAAUUUCCGGUGAUCAAAUUUAAUGAUACGGAUGAUAGCCAUAUUCCGCAAAAUUUAACUGAUGAAAAAUUGAAAGCUGUUAAUUGGGUAACUAAAAAAUAUGUCACCGCAGUUAGAAAUCUCAAAACCAAUCGGGGAUGUGGUGAAGCUGCUGCCGAUGCAUUUGUAGGUGUUUUUGAAGCAUUAGCUAAAUCACAAACCAAGAAAUUGCGCAAGCUUUCGGUUCAGGAAUUAGUCGAUUGCAGUGGUCCAUGUUCGUUGUUUGGAAGAUUCGGAAAUUUUUCCGCAUAUGUUAUGAAAAAGAAUGGAUUAGUAAGCGAAAAGAGCUAUCCAUAUGGAAAAAAGCAUGGGUCAUGUGAAAUGAAAAGUGCACGAUUUGGAAAACCUGUUGCCACCUUUACAGUAAGCCGUGUUACACCUUUAUUAUUUAAAGCACUUCUGGCAAAAGGACCGGUGGUUACAAGAAUUUUAUUGUCAACUAAAUUCAGAAAUUAUAAAGAAGGAAUAUUUAGUGAUCAAUGCGACGAAGGUUUUUAUUCACAUACGGUAUUAGCGGUUGGAUUUACAAAUAAUUAUAUUUUAAUUAAAAACAGUUGGGGCACCGAUUGGGGCGAAAAAGGAUAUAUGCGUAUUUCGAUAAAUCCAAAAGAAAAUUGUAAUUUAUAUCUUGAAUCACUUGCUGCAAUGUGA